GCGUGUGACGCGAACAGUUGACAGUUGCUCAGGAAUUUCGAGAAUGGUGUGGUAGAAAAGAUUUCCUUCUCUUUUCUGAAAUAAAGGCGACUCGGCUUAGUGGAAUGGGUGUGUGUCACUGUCCAAGAAACUAAGACUGACAGGGAGGAGCUCUGAAUAGGGUCGGCUAAUUAUAGUACGGAACUGAACAGCCCCCAUACGAGAGGUUUUACUUGGUGAACAGCAUUCAGUUAACAUAGGAAUAGAUAGGAAGCACGCUGCUACUUAGUUCUGAGUGAAGCCUAAAAUGAUCCACCAACUCAAAUUUGCGUGAGGCAGAAAAUAGCCAGGACACGAUUUUGAAGCCGAAUUACCUGAUUAGGCUGUCAGAUUUCGGAUUUAAGUUGGAAAUCACAGCUGUUAUGCUAGCUCUUUGAGUUGGGCUGAUAUGGCCUCGGAGCAGAAUUCUGCAGUUUUUCUGGAAUGCACAUAAUUGCCCAAUAUCUGGCCAAAUUCAGUCAUGGAGGAAAUAAACUGUCUGUCCCUCUGAGGUGAGAGUCUCUACACAUAGAGCUCGUGAUGAAAGCUCUCGGUGCGCGCUCCGCGUUUUAUGUGGGCUUUGUGGUAGGCACGUGCACCCUGUACGUGCUCCUGCGUCAGGUUGGAUUCACACGGGACUUGGGGUCUCGUGAGUCCGAGGCCCACGAGAAAAGCCUGCUGGAGAUGGUUAAAGAAGAAAACAAGAACUGGAAGAAGGAGAGAUUGGCUCUCUUCAACCUCAAUCAUCCUCACCAUACAGGUGAGGAUGGCACACUGGCUGACACUCUCUAUAAGCAUGUACGCAUAUUGUGUUGGGUCAUGACUGGCCCUAAUAACCUUGAGAAGAAAGCUCGGCAUGUGAAAGCCACAUGGAGCCGCCACUGCAACAUUGUGGUCUUUAUAAGCUCUGUGGAUGACCCUGAUUUUCCCACGGUUGGCCUAAACACCAAGGAAGGUCGGGAUCAGCUCUACUGGAAAACCAUUCGUGCUUUCCACUAUGUCAUGGACAAGUACGGGGAUGAGGCAGACUGGUUUCUCAAAGCAGAUGACGACACUUACGUGAUCGUCGACAACCUGCGCUGGAUUCUGGCCAGCCACUCUCCAGAGGACCCGGUGUAUUUUGGCCGGCGGUUUAAGCCGUACGCAAAACAGGGCUACAUGAGUGGCGGCGCAGGUUACGUGCUGAGCAAAGAGGCUCUUAGGAGGUUUGUAGAAGGCUUUCGCACCAAAGUGUGCACUCACACUAGCUCAGUGGAGGACCUAGCUCUGGGUCAGUGUAUGGAGAAGGUUGGUGUUGUGGCAGGAGACUCCAGAGACACCUUACAAAGAGAGACAUUCCAUCCUUUCGAACCAGAGUCCCAUCUCACUGGCACAUUUUCUAAGACCUUCUGGUAUUGGAACUACUGUUAUUACCCCAUUGUGCAGGGCCCACAGUGUUGCUCAGACCUGGCCGUCUCUUUCCACUAUGUGAAUCCAUCACUCAUGUACCUGCUGGAAUACUACACUUACCACUUGCGUGCCUUUGGCUACAAAUAUCGCUAUCAGCCCUCUGAACCCAAUGUCAUACAAGACUUCAAUGCCCCAGCCCCAGGCAAAGUGGAAAUCGGAGACAUAGAGGAAAAGCUGGGGGUAGAAGAACAGGAAGGAGAAAAGAAAUCCCCCCGAACUUAAUGAAAAGUUAUAGCAGCUUUUUGCAUAGGAAUUUAAAAUCUUCAUCCAAAAGAACUGUUUUUGGGAUGCCUUUACAUUUUUUGGAUAAUGUCUUAUUUGUGCCACAGAAAUGUGUGCAUGACAUGUUUGUGGAUUUAAUGAACUGCUACCGUUUGGGAGUCUGUUCUUCUUUGUAAUGCAUUUGUAUGUGAAUGUUUAAAUAUUUAUGACAGUGCAGAAUUGGAUGAAAUGAAGGUUUAGACUUGUA
This is a messenger RNA of Cyprinus carpio (common carp), 1936 nucleotides long. Its product is annotated as glycoprotein-N-acetylgalactosamine 3-beta-galactosyltransferase 1-B-like. Gene Ontology annotation, molecular function: N-acetylgalactosaminide beta-1,3-galactosyltransferase activity. The record is from RefSeq and is a predicted model, not a curated record. NCBI's taxonomy places the organism in Eukaryota, Metazoa, Chordata, Actinopteri, Cypriniformes, Cyprinidae. Gene Ontology annotation, cellular component: membrane.